AUGCUCUUCCUGUGGAACCUGUAUCUUCUUUUCUUGCCCUCACCUCUGUCACUUCAUGUCACUGCCUUCACUGGAGAGAGAGUCCAAAAAAGAGAGCAGCCAAACACUGACACAGCACCUCAUCAUCUCAUACAUUCCCCACGGAGACCUCGUGUGCCAGGGGAUCCUGUGUUUGCAGACGGGAAUGCAGACUUCCCGGGUCAUCCUCAGAGCUGGUCUUUAUUGUCAUCAGAGGAGUCAGAUAGACAAGGAGUGAUUGGUGAAUACACUGAUUUACUGGACAGCACUGAGGCCUCUCAUCUGUUUCCUGAUGAGAAAGGAUCUAUCACAUCCUUACUAAAAGAUAGGGCUUCAGGAGAUGCUCCCACUAAGGAGAAUAUACAACCAAUAAAUGCAACAGUGAGGUAUUUGCCAGCUGAAACCAGUACUGGAUCUGUACUACUCUCUACACAGAAUGGAGAGACUCAGCCAACUUUCCCCUCCUCACCGACAGAGACGUCAAACGGCCAUUUACCUUCUCUAUUGUCUGGUUCACUUCCAUCGAAGCAGAACCUCACUUUGCCAACAGCUGCUGGAUCUGAGCCCAGCCCUGAGCGAACAACUCCACAGGUAGCCACUGGAAUCUGGGAAUGGACCAUAAGCCCUUCUGUUGUCACAGCAGGACCUACACAGGAGGGGACGGCACCUUUGAGCGAGGCUGAGGCUGGGUUAAGUGGUGUUACGGAUUAUAAUUUACAAAAAGGAGCUGUCAGAACAAAGGCAAAUGAAGAUGGCCCUAAAGAUGAUGCAUCAAACACAGUUGAUACUCUGUUGUUUGAUGGCAGCGUGGACACAACUGUCACACCAUGCAAAAUAUCCAAUCAGUCCAUGACACCAACCUACCCAGAAGAUUUUGUUCCUGAGUCCCUUCGCCACUCCCUGGCCCUCACCUCCACCCUCUUUGUCCCUCUGUACACAGACUGGAACUCUGCUCUUGCCACAUGGGGAUUUGCAUGGGAGGCACACGUCUAUGGCCUCGGGGCUGUGUUCUCUGUAUUUGGCCUUAUCUCUGUGAUCUGCCUACUUGGCCUGCCCUUGCGAUGCCCAUCAGGAAGCCCCUACUUCACCUUGUUGCACUUGUUCCUCCUCGCUUUCGCAGGGAUUCAAGCUUUCUGUCUGCUCCAUGAUGCUUAUAAUCACCAAGAUCGCCUUCCUCCUCUGGUCUCUCUUCUACUGUAUGAGAUGCUCUUCCCCUGUUUGAUAUCAGCCUUCACUCUAGCAUUCUUCCUCCUGUCCUUUUGUUCACGUAAGCAUCUUUCAUUCCCACUUGCUAAUUCUACCUCAUUCUCAAUCUUACCCAAACCUUGCCUGUUAUUGUGUAUUACUCUGUUGCACAUUGGAGUGUCCCUUGGGUGUGUUGGCAUGCUCCAGCUCUUCCACAGCCUCCCCACCAUGAUCCUGCUCUUCCCUCAAGGUGUGUUUGUAUGUCUCUCUGUGUUUCUCUCAUUCUACUACAUCAUCUUCUUCUGCCUGAUACAAGUCGACACUAAGCACAUCUACAGGCUGAAUGACAACAUUGAGACUGGAGGUUCUCCUGAGAUGAUACGACCUGUAAGCAGCCCCUUUGCCAAAGAGGAGGACUGGGGAAGGGCAGCAGGAGCAGGACUAGGGGCCUCUUUGUGUUUAUUGGGGUGUGGAGGUUUCCAGCUCUACGGUAUCCUACACGGCCUUGGUUUGGGAGGUGUGGAUGGGUAUGGGUUUCAGCCUUGGCCCUGGUGGGGCUUCCAGGUAGGCUGCAGAAUCUGUGAGAUCGGGGUGUGUCUGGGUUUAUCCCUCAUCGGAACACACCCACUGUUUUGUCAGAAUAAAUCCCCUCUUAAGAACAUAACCCAUCCUCGGCCAGGAUCUUGGUCACGCCUGUCCUGCAGCUCCCCUUCCCGAAGACUCACCCUGCCCUCUGAGGGAGGUGCAAACUCCCCAGUCCUCUCUGCAAAUGAGUCAUGGUCCCAGGGUAAGCAGGAGAAUCUAGUGGUCUGUGAUGUGAAUACUAAGGGACAAUCGGAGGCUCUUCCCCUUUUCUCAAUGGCAGAGCCUUCUGGGAAUGGCCUGGACUGUGUCCCCAAGACCAGCCAAAUCCACAACACCAUAUUACCUCUACCUACACCACCAAGCCCACCGCACAAGCCUAAACCAGCAGCUGAGUCUCAGGUAUCCUCACUGGAUAGUCUUAGAUUGGAGACUGACUCUACUGGAGAUCUGCGGCCACCUUCUCCUAUAAACUUGUCGCGCAGCAUUGACCAGGCUCUGUUUAGUGAAUCUUUAUUCUCAAACAGCAUCUUUGGUAUGCCAAGACUAUUCCAGACUUCUUCAAGUGUCUCCUUGAGCUCUCCCAGCCAAGGUACAUCAAAGCCAGGGCCUAGUUCUGUAGAAAAUGCCCUGUACCGCACAUCUUCCUGUGGAGACGUUGACCAAGAGAACCUACCCCUUUCCAGACCUGCCCAACCACAUGGCUCUCACAGCAAGUCCCCAACAUCACCAGAACAAUGGGAUUGGAAAGGGAGUAUCUCAGGCUCAACACAGGGUCUGUGCAACAAUCCUAAAGAUACAGGAAAGUUGCGUUCAAACUCCUGGGCCAACAGAGGGCAAAACUUUGCGCAGAGUAGCCUCCCAAGAGCAAUCCCCCACCUCUCUUACCAUAGGCGGUACCGAACCUUGAGCCUGGCCUCCCAGGAUAGUCAGGGGUCUGGUCGGCUUGCGGGGACAAAACAGCUGAGUGAAAGCAAACAGCUGGAAUGGGAUCUAGCUGUUCAGGCAGAGUUUGUCAAUGUGUGCAAACAAAUUGAUGCCUUGAGUGUGUGCAGUGACACUAUUGAACUGUAA
Molecule: messenger RNA, 2859 nt
Organism: Cheilinus undulatus (humphead wrasse)
Lineage: Eukaryota; Metazoa; Chordata; Actinopteri; Labriformes; Labridae
Product: proline-rich transmembrane protein 4
Exons: 2
Coding region: 1-2859 (952 amino acids)
Source: RefSeq, a predicted model, not a curated record